ACACGCCUGUCUCCACGAUCCCGACAGGCCCAGCGGCUAGGAGAGUCACGUGAGAGUGGGCGGAGGGGGUGGAGGUUUGUCUCCGCUGUUUCAUCUCUAUGGCUGUCAGAGGUGGGCGGCUUUGACCGAGAAGCUGCUGGAGCUCGUGUUUGGACGCGAUGUUUCGUCUGAACUCACUUUCUGCUUUGGCAGAACUGGCUGUGGGUUCUCGAUGGUACCAUGGAGGAUCACAGCCCAUCCAGAUCCGGCGAAGACUAAUGAUGGUGGCUUUCCUGGGAGCAUCUGCAGUAACUGCAAGUACUGGUCUUUUGUGGAAGAGGGCCCAUGCAGAAUCUCCACCAUGUGUAGACAACCUAAAAAGUGACAUCGGUGAUAAAGGGAAGAAUAAAGAUGAAGGGGAUGUUUGUAACCAUGAGAAAAAGACUGCAGAUCUUGCGCCUCACCCAGAAGAGAAAAAGAAGAAGCGUUCUGGAUUCAGAGACAGAAAAGUGAUGGAAUAUGAGAAUAGGAUUCGAGCCUACUCCACGCCAGACAAAAUCUUCCGAUAUUUUGCCACCUUGAAAGUCAUCAGUGAGCCUGGUGAAGCAGAAGUGUUUAUGACGCCAGAAGAUUUUGUGCGAUCCAUAACACCCAAUGAAAAACAACCAGAACACUUGGGUCUGGAUCAAUAUAUAAUAAAACGCUUUGAUGGAAAGGCCAGAUUCUCCAAAAAGAAAAUAUUACACAGGGUCAGAAAGAAAAGUAAAGGGUCAAUUUUACAGAGGAGGAAGAAAGCACUUCAGAAAGAAGAAAGAGCCAGGCAUGGUUCUACAAAGCACAAUGAACAGGAAGUCAGAAGGAAAAUCAUGGAGUGGCUGGAAAAGAAAAUUUCCCAGGAACGAGAAAAAUUUGCUGAUGAAGGCAGUAUAUUUUACACCCUUGGAGAAUGUGGGCUCAUAUCCUUUUCAGACUACAUUUUCCUCACAACUGUUCUUUCCACUCCUCAGAGAAAUUUUGAAAUUGCCUUCAAGAUGUUUGAUUUGAAUGGAGAUGGAGAAGUAGAUAUGGAAGAAUUUGAACAGGUUCAGAGCAUCAUUCGCUCCCAAACCAGUAUGGGUAUGCGCCACAGAGAUCGUCCAACUACUGGCAACACCCUCAAGUCUGGCUUGUGUUCAGCCCUCACAACCUACUUUUUUGGAGCUGAUCUGAAGGGAAAGCUGACAAUCAAAAACUUCCUCGAAUUUCAGCGUAAACUGCAGCAUGAUGUUCUGAAGCUUGAGUUUGAACGCCAUGACCCUGUGGAUGGGAGAAUUACUGAGAGGCAGUUUGGUGGCAUGCUACUUGCCUACAGUGGGGUGCAGUCCAAGAAGCUGACCGCCAUGCAGAGGCAGCUCAAGAAGCACUUCAAAGAAGGAAAGGGUCUGACAUUUCAGGAGGUGGAGAACUUCUUUACUUUCCUAAAGAACAUUAAUGAUGUGGACACUGCAUUGAGUUUUUACCAUAUGGCUGGAGCAUCUCUUGAUAAAGUGACCAUGCAGCAGGUGGCCAGGACAGUGGCUAAAGUGGAGCUCUCAGACCACGUGUGUGAUGUGGUGUUUGCACUCUUUGACUGUGAUGGCAAUGGCGAACUGAGCAAUAAGGAAUUUGUUUCCAUCAUGAAGCAACGGCUGAUGAGAGGCCUGGAAAAGCCCAAAGACAUGGGUUUCACUCGCCUCAUGCAGGCCAUGUGGAAAUGUGCACAGGAAACUGCCUGGGACUUCACUUUACCCAAACAGUAACCCCACACUGCAAGAGGGGACCCCUCCACCCCCAGUACCCUGGACCCCCUCCGCAGAGUCUCGGCAGAGCCCUUUGUGCUGCUGCUUCUGGAAGUAGUCUCCCUUCCUCCCGGGAUGACCUCAGGACUCUGUGGGUUUCCCCUCUUUACCCUUCCCCGUCCCCGUGUUCUGCUGGGCUCUGAUUCUGCCCAAUGAGUAUCCCCAUAGGUUCUCAAAAACAUGAACAAGUCUGUAAAGCUCAGACAUUUGUCAGCCUCAACAGCACCACCCAUUCAAGCAUCCUGUGGAUAAAGAAUUCAGGGAACCAUCCACACACCUGCCAACCCUGGGAAGCAUCCAGUUCUCAAAUCGUUUUUGCUAUGGAUUUAUACUAACAAGAACAUUCCUUGACUUCCCUCCUGCUGGUGUUUUAAAGCCACAAGUAGGGAAGAUAUCUGGCAGGCAGAAAGAAGUCUGUGAUGAUAAACAAUGAUGAGGAUGACCUAGGCACCCUACGCUAGUGUGAGAAGCCUGCGCCCCAGGAAGGAUCUGUGUUAGUCCCUGGGAUGGCUCCAAGGCCUGCUCUAGGAAGGCAGCAUGCUCAGUGGGAACACAGCAAGAUUCAGAAUUUAAAGUAGUUGCUUCAUGGCUCUGUGCACUCCCUUUUCUUCCUCGCAGCCUCCCUAAGAUGACUCCAGUGUGACCCUGUGCUUAGUGAGCAAUAGUGAUUGAGCUCAUGUUCCCUGUAAGUGCCAUUUCCUCUCCAGGAUGGGCCUCUAAAGCUGAGGCCUGGCUCAGAGCCUGUUUGCCCUCUGUCUUAAACAAUUGUAAAAUAUCACUUAAAUUAUAACCAUUUGCAAUAAACAUCCCCAAAGUU
Messenger RNA from Pan troglodytes (chimpanzee), 2613 nucleotides. RefSeq names its product mitochondrial calcium uptake 1 (gene MICU1). Gene Ontology annotation, biological process: mitochondrial calcium ion homeostasis; calcium import into the mitochondrion. Lineage: Eukaryota; Metazoa; Chordata; Mammalia; Primates; Hominidae. Gene Ontology annotation, cellular component: uniplex complex. Bases 159 to 1757 code for a protein of 532 amino acids. Gene Ontology annotation, molecular function: calcium ion binding. The record is from RefSeq and is a predicted model, not a curated record. The transcript has 13 exons.